Daucus carota subsp. sativus is the source of this 2885-nucleotide messenger RNA. RefSeq names its product protein FAR-RED IMPAIRED RESPONSE 1-like. NCBI's taxonomy places the organism in Eukaryota, Viridiplantae, Streptophyta, Magnoliopsida, Apiales, Apiaceae. Gene Ontology annotation, biological process: regulation of DNA-templated transcription. The record is from RefSeq and is a predicted model, not a curated record. The coding region runs from base 1382 to 2776 and encodes 464 amino acids. Gene Ontology annotation, molecular function: zinc ion binding. The transcript is spliced from 7 exons.
AAAAUUUGAAAAAACCCCGUGUGUGAAAACUCAAAGAACGGCAAAACUCCCGCUUUAGUUUCACUCACCUUAGUACUCACAUCACUUUUUUAACAAGCAGGCGGUAUCUUUUCGGAGAGGGCGGGUUGAAAUUUCAGAUAAGUCAAGACUCUUUCUCAAAACUUAAAAUGGCUACCUCUCUCAACAUUGUUCUCUAUCAGCUUUCCUCACUUCUCCAUCUCUCUUAUCUCACUUUCAAUUGCAGGGUAAAUUAAAGUCGCUUUCAUUCAAUCAACAGCAAACGGGGACUCACUGAACCGACUCGAGCUUCAAACAAAACUAGGUGCUAAUUUGGGGUUGAAUUAGCUUUGGGGGCCAAAUCUUGGGCUAGCUUGGAUUCGUGUGGGUAUGCACAGAUCUGAGAUGGGGAGGUGCCAUGAGAGCUACAGUGUGCAUCCAGAAGUUUGAUGUCUAUCAAUGGAGAACAAUCGAUCUUAUCAAGCUUGUUCUGAUGCUUCAAGCAACAGUUUACCCGAGGGUUCCAAUCUUUUUGAUGGUGUUGAUCUUGAGAACCUUGGAAAGGACUGGAUUCCCGAAUGUCCCGACAGGUCAAAACCUAAAAUGGGUCAACGUUUCAGUGAUCUUGAUCAGGGCUAUAUCUUUUAUAAGGAAUAUGGCAGACAAUCUGGAUUCGAUGUACGUCGUUCAACCGAAAAGAGUGAUAGGUUUGGUAACACUAUAACAAAGUAUUACGUGUGUUCUAGGUCAGGUAGGCCGGAAGACAAAAAUCUUGACGAGAACACAAAAAGAAGAAGAACUAUAUCAACAAAGUGCGAAUGUCAUGCAGAACUUGUGCUUGGGAUUCACGACGGUGGAGGAUUUUUUGUUAAAAAAUUUACAGAGGCUCACAAUCAUCCGUUUGCAGGCAAGGGGGGAAUGCAAUUCUUGAGGUGCAGCAGGUCCCUCUUUGAUUUCCAUAUGAGGUUCAUUGUUGAUGCUUCUAAAUCAAACAUUGGUGCCUCACGAGCCUUUACCAUUCUAAAGUCCAUGAUUGGUUCAUAUGAGGAUAUAGGAGCUACUGUUGUUGAUUUUAAAAACUUUUCUAGGGAUAUUAAAAAACAUAUUGGGAAGCACGAUGCUGAUAUGAUUAUUUAGAAAUUCAAGGAUAUACAAGAUUCAUCAGACCCCCAUUUUAGAUUUGAAUACCGAACUGACUCACAUAAUCAUCUAACUCAACUAUUCUGGGCAGACGGUGAUUGCAGAAAAAAUUAUGAAGUUUUUGGUGAUGCGGUUUCAUUUGAUGCAACGUAUAGGACAAACAGGUCAACUGGUUAAUAUUUUACGAUAUAUAGUUCGGUAUACAAGUUGCCAACUAAUAUUUUUUAUUUUUUAAAGGUAUGGAAUGGUUUUUAUUCCGCUAGUGGGGAUAGAUAACCAUUGGAAGAGUGUAACUUUUGGUGCAAUAUUGCUUGAGAAGGAAGAUAACGAUAACUAUAUAUGGGCCUGUGAAUCCUUCAAGAAAGUUUUUGUCAAGAAUCCUAAAUGUAUAAUCACAGAUCAGGACCUUGCAAUGAAGGUUGCUCUCCAAACUUGCUUUCCGUUAGUUAAGCAUCGUCUUUGCAUGUGGUAUAUAAUGAAAAAAUUUCCCUCAAAGCUUGGUACUGUUUUCUGCGCCGAGUCAGGCUUCAUGGAGAAACUUAACCAGUUUAUCUGGUCAGAUCAUAUUACUCCAGAAGAGUUUGAACAAGGAUGGUCUGAUGCUAUUGAAGAAUUUGACUUGAGUGACAAUGUAUGGCUCAGGGAAAUGUUUGAACUGAGGAAUUUUUGGAUUCCAGCAUACUUUAAUGACGAGCCAAUGGUUGGCCUUCUCCGAACAACAUCUAGAUCAGAGAGUUCUAAUUUUUAUUUUGGCAAUUAUGUUCAAAGAGGAGACACACUUUCAGAGUUUUAUCUCUGUUAUCAAAGUGCAAUUGACAAACAGAGGAAUAACUCGAAGAAAUUGACCCACUAUGAUGAUUUCACACCAAAGUUAAUCACUGACAGAGAGAUUGAGAAGGAUGCACUGAGGCUUUACACCAGGGCUAUGUUCUAUAAAGUACAGGAGGAGAUCAAAGCUGGUAGUAUGGAUAUUGUCGUCUUGAGCAUGAAUUUUUCGGAGAAUACAAGAACAAUAAUGAUUCAAGACACAUUCAAAAAGGGAAUCACUUUCAAGGUUGCAGUUAACAUAGAAACAAACAAUAUUGAAUGUUCGUGCAAACUUUUCACCAGAGCUGGUUACCUAUGCUCUCAUGCUUUUUUCUGCCUUGGCAUAUGUGGAAUAAAAUUAAUACCAAGACAGAAUGUAUGCAACAGGUGGCUGAAGAAUGCCAUAGAGCGUUUCAGUACACUAGAGCUUGGAGAAAUAUCUGAUACUGGUACAACACAAUUAUCUAGACGGGUUAAGUCGCAAGAUUGUUGGUUUGAAUUUCAGGGUUGUCUCAGUGAUGCAUCUGGGAAUCCCGAUAUUUUGGAGUAUAUUAGAAGUGGCCUGAGUAGUAUGCGUAAGCACAUUACAGUGACAAUGAAGAAGCCAAGGACACGAUUGAAUUCUGAACAAAUUGAAGAAUUAAUAGAUUCUCGUGUUGUUGAAGAGGUGACCAUACAGAAUCCUAACAAAAGCAACAACAAAGGCAGCAGAAAAAGGAUUGUAUCUGGAGCAGAAAAGUCUAUUGGCUGUAACAAAAGAAAGAAGAGGAAGUGUGCAACAUGCAAGGAAUAUGCUUUUCAUGAUUCAAGAACAUGUCCUGAAAAAAACUGAAUGAUCGAUUUUGUUUUGUUUUAAUUUUUUAUAUGAAUCUGGGUUUGUUAGUUGGAGAUUAAACUUUUUUACAUUUUUCAAUUUUGAAUGAAUUUGUAGUUGGAUCCUA